UCUUGCUUUGUUGGUGACAUGCACCAUGCGAGUACGUGAGUAAGGAGGUGUUUUGCGCGUUUGUUAUGUGUUUGUCGUUUUUAGAGACGGCGAUGGAGGACCAGAGAAAGAAGAACGUGACAAAGACAGAGGAGCGAACCUCGAAGGUCAGGAGGGCGAAUAUCGUUCCAUGCUUGACGUGUCCUUUGUGUAAUAAAUUCUUCAGAGACGCCACCACUAUAUCAGAAUGCUUGCACACCUUUUGCAAGGAAUGCAUAUGGAAGAAGUUCAGAGAUGAGCGUCAGACGCAUUGUCCAGUAUGCGAUAAAGACCUGGGUUGUUAUCCGCUGGACAGACUAAGGGCAGACCACACUCUUCAAGACUUAAGGGAUAAAAUUUUCCCUCAUGAGGAAAAAGGUGUGAGGGAGAAAAUUUUCCCUCGUGAGGGAAAAAGUGCCAAGGCACCUGAAAGUGUGCCUUUGCCUUCCUUUCUAUUGCCAUCCAAUUCCAAGAAAAAGGAGAGGUCUGUCUCUUCAUUAGGUUCCAGUUCAACUCAGCUAUCAAGCCAUUCUUGUCUAGUUGAAAGAAGGGCAAAAACCGCUGCGAAAAAAUUUUUGGCUGAACAAGAAUCUGCUCUCAAUGCCUUUGAGUUAGAGAAAAAAUCAGCUGGUAAGAAACAAGGAAGACUCAAUGAGGUAGAAAUUUUGGAAGGCUCUCCCAAAAAUUUAUCAAGAGCAAAGUCUUCAGCAAGGAAAAAACCCAUUUCAAGAGAAUACAUUCCCUCUACUAGUCAACCUCAGCCACAGCAAGUCGCAGAAGAUAGCAAGACAGACCAGCAGCACUGUCAGCUUGAAAGUGAAAAUGUGACGAGUGAAAUUGAGAAUCCCAAGGCUUCCUUAGAUUUGAACCAGCAAGAAGUGCCCAAUGAAACUUCUGAGAAAAAUGCUGCGUCAUGGAAAGGAAAAGAUCUUUUGUGGGAGCCCUUACACUUCCUGAUGGAAGCUGCACAAAAGGCAAAGUCUAUGGGGGCCAACAAUGUGCAAGAAAAUGCUACUAUUGCAGUGCCUGUUGAAUCUUGCAACAAUGACUCCAAUCCUACCAAAAUUAUGGCAGCUAGUGAUCAAAAUGAGGCAACUCCAGUUCAAUCAGAUCCCAUCAAAACUAAGGGAUUGAGGAUCAAACAACAAAGAAGAGUCAAAUUUUCUCAGGACUUAAAUUUUCCUGCAGAACCUGUACCUGCUGUUUCAAGCAACCCAGUACCUGCUGUUUCAAGAAGCCCUGUACCUGCUGUUUCAAGCAGCCCAGUACCUGCUGUUUCAAGCAGCCAAAGCAACGAAAGAAUCACUCCGAUAUGGUUUUCUUUAGUUGCUUCUGAAGAGAAGGAUGUACGUGCAAGAUUGCCACAGAUGCCUUCUUGCUACCUGAGGGUUAAGGAUGUCAAUUUACCUGUAUCAUUCAUCAAGAAGUAUAUAAUGAAGAAGCUUGAUCUUGCAAGCGAAGCUGAGGUGGAAAUCUCAUUAAAAGGGAAGCCAUUGUCAUCUUCUCUGCAACUGAAGCAAGUAGCAGAGAUGUGGCUAGAGACAGUUCCAAAGUCUGAGACGAUUCAUUCGUUUGUUGGGGACUCAGCAAGAGAGUUUGUGAUGGUUCUUUCCUAUGGUCGAAAGAUUUAGGUCCCUCUCAUAGUAGUAAUAUUUCUGAAGAAGAUUGAUAAUUAUGGUGUUUCAAUUCAGUGGCAUACUUGUGCAUGAUUGAGGAUGCUUUGUGGGGUGUCCUGUGUUCAAGAUUGUUGUUAUAUUUGUGGCUGGAAGAGAGGGGGGCUGAAGCGCUUUAUUUAGUCCCUAAAGAUAAUUUAAUUCAUUUCCAUAGAAAAUUUUUAGCUUCCAAUUUCACAGGAUUGUA
This is a messenger RNA of Prosopis cineraria, 1878 nucleotides long. RefSeq names its product E3 ubiquitin protein ligase DRIP2-like. Bases 66 to 1649 code for a protein of 527 amino acids. Lineage: Eukaryota; Viridiplantae; Streptophyta; Magnoliopsida; Fabales; Fabaceae. The record is from RefSeq and is a predicted model, not a curated record. The transcript has 7 exons. Gene Ontology annotation, molecular function: ubiquitin-protein transferase activity.